Messenger RNA from Spinacia oleracea (spinach), 1461 nucleotides. Its product is annotated as wall-associated receptor kinase 17. Lineage: Eukaryota; Viridiplantae; Streptophyta; Magnoliopsida; Caryophyllales; Amaranthaceae. Gene Ontology annotation, molecular function: ATP binding; protein serine/threonine kinase activity; calcium ion binding. The transcript has 2 exons. The record is from RefSeq and is a predicted model, not a curated record. Gene Ontology annotation, biological process: cell surface receptor signaling pathway; protein phosphorylation. Gene Ontology annotation, cellular component: plasma membrane. Bases 1 to 1461 code for a protein of 486 amino acids.
AUGCAUGAUAAGCAACAAAAGGAAAUCAAUAUUACAGUAUAUAUCAGUCAUAUAUUCCUUGUUGCAGAUACUAAUGAGUGUGCAUCUGGUCCAAGCAACCCUUGUACUCAUAUUUGUAAGAACAUCGGUGGUAGUCACAAAUGCUCUUGUCCUAAAGGAUACAUCGAAAAUGGGGAGAAGAAAGACGGUGGUUGUGUAAAGAUUCAUAAUUCAAGAUUUAUUUUGAGGCUCAGUUUAGGUUUGAGCAUUACAUCCUUGUUCAUCGUCGUUUUGGCGGGUUUGAUAUACUUUUUCAUCAAGAAAAGGGAACUAAUGAAAAUAAGGAAGAAAUUCUUUGAACAGAACGGAGGGAUAUUGUUGACACAACAACUUUCUCCAAAUGGAGAAACUAUGGACUCAUCUAAAAUAUUUUCUAUUGAGGAACUAAAAGAAGCGACAAAUAAUUAUAGCGAAGAUCGUAUUUUAGGAAAAGGUGGUUAUGGUAUUGUGUACAAGGGGAUUUUAAAGGAUGGUCGCCAACUAGCAAUAAAAAAGUCGAGAGUGGCUGAUAAAACUCAAGUUGAGCAAUUCAUAAACGAGGUUGUUAUUCUAACACAAAUCAACCAUCGCAAUGUGGUGAAACUCUUGGGAUGUUGUCUUGAAACCGAGGUUCCUAUGCUUGUAUACGAAUUCAUCUCCAAUGGCACACUAUUCGAACAUAUACACAGAAAUAAGGGUAUCACAUCAUGGCUAACAUGGGCUAAUUGCAUUAAGCUUGCUGCAGAGGCUGUUGAUGCACUUUCGUAUCUUCAUUCAGCCGCUUCAAUACCUAUAAUUCAUAGAGAUGUUAAAUCCACAAACAUAUUAUUAGACGAAACUUACACAGCUAAAAUAUCUGAUUUUGGCGCUUCAAGAUUGGUUCCGAUUGAUCAAACUCAGGUAACAACAUUAGUUCAAGGGACGUUGGGAUAUUUGGACCCGCAAUACUUCCAAACAAGCCAAUUGACAGAGAAGAGUGAUGUUUAUAGCUUCGGAGUUCUUCUUGCCGAACUAUUAACAAGGGAAAAGCCUCUAUCCAUUGAAAGGAAAACGGAAGAGAGAAAUCUAGCGAUAUACUUCCUCAUGUCAAUGGAAGAAGAUCGUUUGAUGGAUAUCCUUGAUCCUCAAUUGGUGAGGGAAGCUAGCGAAGAACGGCUAGUCACAAUGGGAAAAUUGGUUAAGAAAUGUCUAAACGUCCAUGGUGAAGAUAGACCUACGAUGAAGGAAGUGGGUCUUGAAUUAGAGGGAUUGAAGAAGCAAAAUAGGCAUCCUUGGGCUGAUGAGAACCACCAAGAGGAUACCAAUAACUUAAUGGAGCAAAAGGAUCUUUACCCGUUAUCCUCAAAUAUUAAUUAUAAUGGUAAUCCAAGCACAGGGGAAUUUGUGUCUGGACAGUACACAGUGCAGAUAGAUAUGAUUAACGAAAUGAACCAACCUCGUUAA